Messenger RNA from Xyrichtys novacula (pearly razorfish), 4109 nucleotides. Lineage: Eukaryota; Metazoa; Chordata; Actinopteri; Labriformes; Labridae. The record is from the annotation of a GenBank genome assembly.
GCCACACGGAAGAAAAGGUUCCAGCUAGCUAGAAACACACAGUGAUGUCAAAUGUUGUAGUCCGUCGCUCCUUUUUGCAUUUUUUAUCAAACCUAUCAGUCGAAAAACCCUUUUAAUUGCAUUUCUGCAGAAUAUAUCGCUUUGCAUGAGUUAAUAUGGCGACGUGCGUUCCCUUUCAAACGCAGUUGUCGUCAAUCAUGGAGGUUUUGGUGAAGGCAGCAGUGGCAGAGAUAUCCAAACUGGUCGAUGACAAAUGUGCGUUUUUGCAUCUGGAAAUCUCCAGAAAGCAGAGCGAGAAUGAGAUGCUGAAGCGGAAACUGUUAAUGAUGGAGAAUAAAAACGCCCAGCUGCAGAGGGGGUUUGGUGAGACUCUCCACUGUCUGGUUUUGGCUCAUAAUUAAAGAGUGCUGUUAAUUGUUGUUAUGAUUGUAGAGGGAGCAUGUAUUUACUUACAAUCACAGAGCUCUAUUGAUGCUUCUUAAAGAUAAUAGUGUGCAUUCAUAUUCAUUUUUCACCCUUAACCUUCUAAUAUGAUCAAUAAUGUUGAAUUAUUCUUACAGCUGCUUUAAAAUCCACUUUUUUCUGUAUCAGAAAACUACAUGGACCGAGGGACUGAUGUUGGAGGAAAUUGUCCACAUCCCACAGGAGACAUGAAGGUCUGUGUGCUUUUUGUGAUCAUUAUUCCUCAGAGUCAUACUGCUUAUUUAAUAUAUACCUGAUUUAAGACAAUAGACUCCAGGUUAUAGAUCACCUGGGGUCCAGCUUGACUGGGUUCACUAGAACAUGGUGUUUUUGCAGAGUGUAAAAGACUGAGACCAGAGGGUAAGUUGAGCCACCCCGUUUCUUGGAAAUUGUAAAAGAAAUUGAUCAUGUGACCAAAUAUUUAGGAGAUGGGCAUCAAUUCAUGGAGUCUAUGAAGGUUAGAAGCACAUGGGUGAAGAGGUUAGACAUUUAUUUACAAAAAAAGAAAAGUCAUUUUUUACUCUUGAAAGUGAAUUUAGUCAUAAGUUUAAUUAGAAUUGUGUUCAGACCAAUAAAGAUCAUUUUAAAUGUGUUUUAUACAUCAAUUGAUUAUACAAAAAGUGAAGAAGUGACUGUUAUUUAGGGAGAGGGAAGUUGACCGUAAGAGACCGCUUUUUUGAGUUAGAGACAAAACUAUGACUGACUUGAUGUAGUGAUCUGAAAUAUGAAAAAUGGCUCAUCCUACCCCGCUCUCCCCUACCUGAUUUAAGACAAUAGACCCGGCGCCAUCCUCCCGUUGGUGUUGACACUUUCGUAGCGCAUUCAUCCAUCACCUAUACUGUUGAUGCCAUCUGGGGUUGCAGCUGUCACUGAGCAGGGCACCCUUAACAAGUUGACAUUAAUAACAUAAAACUAGAGUUAACUACUGUUAGGCCUGCUGACUGUAAUCACAUUAAAUCAAUUAAACAUUGUCCAUAAUUACUCAUAUCCUUACCCUGUAAACUGAAUUCAUUUAGUUUUACUAUUACAUGAGCUGUUGUUGUUGCUGCUGUCCCCUGUCUCUCUCCCUCCCUCUCCCUUACCUUUUCUCUCUCUCCUUGCCUCUAUCUUGUCUCUCUCUCUCUCUCCCUCUUUCUCCUCCUCUCUCUUUAUUCCUCCCCAACCCAGCAGCGGCCUGGUGGCUGUCUAGCAUGAGUCUUAGGUUGGGUCUUGAUAAUUCAUCAAACAGUGAGCGUGGUCUAGACCUGCUCUUUUUUUUGGAAAGCGUCUUGGGAUGACGACUGUUGUGAAUCAGCACUAUAUGAAUGAAAUUUGAUUUGAUUGAAGUUGCAAGGCUAUCACAGGGCUGGCAUAAAGAAAACAACACACACACACACUCACUCCUAUGAGUUCCUGUUUGGACUAUGGGAGGGAGCCGUAGGACCCAGAGUAGAUCUAAAGAGAACCCUGUUUUCUUGGUACCACUUUCUGUCUCUAUGCUUUGCUUAAAUGCAUUUAAUUGAAGUGAAACAUUCAACAUUAUUUACCAAACUUCUGCAUUUUCUCUCUCUAGUUCCCCGAGAUUACAGAUGCCACCGUUUCAUUCACUAUCAAAGAGGAGAGUCCAGAUGAGACGCUGUGGAUCUCUGAUCCCGCUGGACCCAUCGGUAAGGCAAAAACCGAGAUGUUUCUCAAAGAAUUAUCUGAAAAAGAGUUAACACUAACAACAUGUCGCCACUUGUCACUCCCAGGUCCUGAUGUUCAAUAUUCUAACCCAGCCAAUGCUCCAGAGGGCCAGCAGAUAGAAAACGACCGACAGCUACACCCUUCAGAGGUCACCAGGCAGAAAACGUCUGGGUUCAGUGAGUUGUACAACUCUGGUCAGCUUGCAGAAGACAUCAGUGACCUCCAGUUCACUGUCAAGAUGGAGAAGGAGGAGAACCCGUCAGGAUUCAGUCAGGAUAGAUGCCAGCACAGUGCAGGAAAGCAGGCUCAGAUUUCUGCUGACUUUUCGCUGGACGAGCGAGAGAAUCAGCUCUGGUCGUCCAUAAUUGAAGGUGAGGACAUCGACACAGGUUUUCCUGACUUUUCCAGCGUGGUGGAGGAGUAUUCCCAAACGUUUCAGGACCAUUCUGAUGCUCAUGUGGGUUCAAACUCCAGCAAGUCCGCUGGAGUGCAGCAGAUGUCCUCUCAGAGGCCGUGUAAUGGGAUCUAUAACAGUGACGUUCCUCAGUCAUCCGGUUUUCAGGGCACUGUGACGCAGAAGGAACAGAUUUAUUCACAGAGAAACCCCACUCAUGCUGCCCAUCUGAGGCAGCCGGGUGAAAACUCGGCUGGAGAUAGACCGGCUGUCGCUCCCUCGCACAGCACUUUCACAUCAGGCAGUUUCUCCCAUCAUGCCCCGCACAGACCUUUCUCCAGCACGGCCCGGAGUUACGUUUGCUCGCAGUGCGGGAAGUCUUUCAGCCGCCUGCACCAGUUCAAGCUCCACCAGCAAAGCCACAAGAGGAAGCGUGCGUUCUGGUGCACAGUUUGCGGCAAGAACUUCCAGUGCUCCUCCCACCUCAGCAUACACCACCGCACGCACACGGGCGAGAAGCCGUUCGGCUGCGGACAGUGCGGAAAGAGAUUCACGCAGCAGAGCAGUCUGAGGGUCCACCAGCGCACGCACAGCGGAGAGAGACCGUACAGCUGCUCUCUGUGCGGGAAAACCUUCAUCAUGAUGCACCACCUGAAGCGGCACCGAAUUAUCCACACGUACAGCUGAGGGGGAGGCGUCUGAAAGGAAACUGCUCAGGUGAAAAGACACAAACCAAACAAGAGAGGCGCUGAGAUGCAGCUGUCUGUGGACCUACCCAUGAGGCAUUUCUCACAGACUUUGUAAAUUAACGCAUAUUUUACUAUGCAAACUCCACCUGGACGGAUUUUAAGAUGCUUUUCUCUUUUUUAAAAACUUAUUUAAACUCAACUGACUUGCACCCACAAACAGAGUUCACAUACUACAGUGUUUUUCAAGCUAGAAAUCCAAAAGAACAAGGUCUCAAAUGUGGAGUCAUAUAAAAAACCAUCCUGCAGAUUCUCUCCUGGUCUUACCUGCAUACUGAACUUCACUUAGACAUACAUUUGGUUUGAGCUUCUCGUAGAAAUCUGCCUUACUUUAUCUCAGCACUGAAACUGUAGAAGCACAAGAUGCUCAUUAGCUCCCAUCAACUUUCCCCUUUGUAUUCAGAACCAGCAAAGCACCUCUCAGGUCUAAACUAGGUGUCAAAGUGUAAAAAAAAAGCCUGAUUAUUGUUCUAAGCUUAAAUCUUUCCCUCAAAGUCAUUCAAUCUUUGUUAUGAUUUAUAAUAAACUUUCAUUUAAACUGUCAGUCUCAUUUUGCUUCAUUUACUCCAAGCAGCCUCUGCUGUUGGAAAAUAAAGUCAAUGAAAGCUGUUUAGAGCCGGUUUAGAAACUCCCAGUGUUGUAGGUUUCAUCCAUUAUGAUUGUCUAAGACCAACAGUCAGGCAUAAGGAGGUAAAAUUAGGGGCAGGGCUAAAACCAAGAACAAAACUUAACAUCAUAAAGCUGAUAAAAUUAGACCUAAGGGAGACACAAGAGAGGGGGGUGGGGGGUUUAGGGAGAAUGGGGAGGGAGGGUCUGAUUAAAAUAAAGAGACACAAGUUCAC